Messenger RNA from Felis catus (domestic cat), 2597 nucleotides. RefSeq names its product SH3 domain containing GRB2 like 2, endophilin A1 (gene SH3GL2). Lineage: Eukaryota; Metazoa; Chordata; Mammalia; Carnivora; Felidae. Gene Ontology annotation, biological process: synaptic vesicle uncoating. Gene Ontology annotation, cellular component: cytoplasm; glutamatergic synapse; presynapse. The coding region runs from base 118 to 1176 and encodes 352 amino acids. Gene Ontology annotation, molecular function: protein binding. The transcript is spliced from 9 exons. The record is from RefSeq and is a predicted model, not a curated record.
GGCGGCACGACGAGCGGCCGCCCGGCGAGCGCGCCGCCCCGCUCGGCCCUCCGGUCCCGCUCCGCCGCCGUCCCUUUCCGCACCAGCACCGCAGCCGCCCGCGCGUCCUCCCGCACCAUGUCGGUAGCCGGGCUCAAGAAGCAAUUCCACAAAGCCACUCAGAAAGUGAGUGAGAAGGUUGGAGGAGCUGAAGGAACCAAGCUGGACGAUGACUUCAAAGAGAUGGAGCGGAAAGUGGAUGUCACCAGCAGGGCUGUGAUGGAAAUAAUGACUAAAACAAUUGAAUACCUUCAACCCAAUCCAGCUUCCAGAGCUAAACUCAGCAUGAUCAACACCAUGUCAAAAAUCCGUGGCCAGGAGAAAGGGCCAGGCUAUCCCCAGGCAGAAGCACUGCUGGCAGAGGCCAUGCUCAAGUUUGGAAGAGAGCUUGGAGAUGAUUGCAACUUUGGCCCAGCCCUUGGUGAAGUGGGGGAGGCCAUGCGGGAGCUCUCGGAGGUGAAAGACUCAUUGGACAUGGAAGUGAAGCAAAACUUCAUUGACCCCCUUCAGAACCUUCAUGACAAAGAUCUGAGAGAAAUUCAGCAUCAUCUAAAGAAGUUGGAAGGUCGACGCCUGGACUUUGAUUAUAAGAAAAAACGACAAGGCAAGAUUCCAGAUGAAGAGCUCCGUCAGGCUCUGGAGAAAUUUGAUGAAUCUAAAGAAAUUGCUGAGUCAAGCAUGUUUAAUCUCUUAGAGAUGGAUAUCGAACAGGUGAGCCAGCUGUCUGCGCUCGUCCAAGCCCAGCUGGAAUACCACAAGCAGGCGGUCCAGAUCCUGCAGCAAGUCACUGUCAGACUGGAAGAAAGAAUAAGGCAAGCUUCAUCUCAGCCUAGAAGGGAGUAUCAGCCUAAACCACGAAUGAGCCUGGAGUUUCCGACUGGAGACAGUACUCAGCCCAACGGGGGCCUCUCGCACACCAGUACACCCAAACCUGCAGGUGCCCCAAUGGAUCAGCCCUGCUGCCGAGCUCUGUACGACUUUGAACCUGAAAAUGAAGGGGAGUUGGGUUUUAAAGAGGGUGAUAUCAUCACACUCACUAACCAAAUUGAUGAGAACUGGUAUGAGGGGAUGCUUCAUGGCCAGUCAGGCUUCUUCCCCAUCAACUAUGUGGAGAUUCUGGUUGCCCUGCCUCAUUAGGAUGUUAGGCUGGCAGGCUUACCUCCUCUUGACCCAGAUAGUUAAGUUUAACCACUGCUUUGGUAAUGCUGCUUACAACACAUCCCAAGUGCAGGCCGCAGUGGUCCAGGUCAUCAAGCCCCACCGAGUAUCUUUGGUUGACUUGUGUGAUCCCACAAGAGUCAUGGUGAUGGGUGGUAUCUUCUUAGGCUGGUGGGCAUGGCAUGUGCUUUUUAAACACCAUCUGAGACCAGCCAGUAGUCAUGGAACUGCUGUUUACGCAGUUCUCAGGAGGUUGUGGCUUCUUAGAAUAUGACCAUGAGCCACAUCACAGAAAAAACAUCCUACUGAAGAUACUGUCUAUCACCCAGGGGCCAUGUCAAGGUCUCAGGUUCUCCGUUUCAAUAGGAGAAAGUUCUUGCUUUCACAUUGCCCCUCCCAAAUAUGUGAGUCACAGAAUUGUGGAAGAAAGCCUCCCUCACCAGCAACUUGUCUUCUGGUCUGAAUGAAUUAGUCCCUUGAUGCUAUAGGUAGGAAAGUGUUGAGUGCGAGUUAAAAACCUUUUCUGAAAACUGUCACCUUUGUUCCUCUCACAUAUGCGUGUUUCUGAGGGACAGCAAGUUUUCUUCUCACCCUGCUAAUAAAGCCAGAGGGGGACUCCCGCUGUUACUUCUAAGUACUGCGGUGACAGUUGGCAAUCAGCAUAUUGUGAGAGGGGCUGAAGAGAAGAGAUUCUCCAUUAUGAGGAAUUGGGAAGACAUCUGGUUUCCAAGCUUAAAUUUCUUGCUGCAGAGAAACGAUGUAUAUAUUUAGGCCAUUUCUGAAGGUACAGGGAAGAGGGAACAAAAAUCACUUCACUUCAGUUUUAUUUAUGAAUUACAUGUUUCAUGAGUCCGUUUGGCACAGAGACACAAGAGAAAAACACAAGAAACCAUUUUUCCACUAGUUCCUAGACCAAGAAACAGCAAUUGUCUUUCCUUUUCACUUCCACCUUGUGUUCUUUGAACAUCAUUUGUGCAUAUUCUGCCCUCAAUGAGGACCAAAUAAAGAUGAUUUUUGUGCUUAGCAGUUUAAGUAAGAUGUGUGGCUGCAGAUGCAAAAGUUUUUCCCAACUCAGUCAUUACUUUUCUUUCUGUCCCUUCUGUUCCAUCUUCGUGUUGUGUGUACAGUGCUGUGUGUAAGCUUAUGAGUGGUUUUUUGUUCUUCUGGGUUUUUUUUUUUUUUUUUUUUUUUUUUUGGUAUCAGUCAUUAAGUCCUGUUAGGUAUCCAGAGUUCUAUUUAUCUAGCUGUACAGAUUCUUUCAGAGGUUUAAUGUGCUGCUUCGGAUGUGCUGCCUGCGGUAGUGGGUCAUGUGGAGUGAAAGGCAAAUCUUACUGCUUAAUGUAUAAACCUCUUACCACAGGAAGCAUCGCCGUUUCCAAUAAAUAUUGCUGAAGACAGAA